UUCAGAAAUGGAUGGAUACUGAAUGACAUCGAUCAGUGACUGUUUUCCUCAAGCCGUGCGUCAGUCUCUCUUGUUGCUGACACACCUUCUAAAGUCGCCAACAGAAGAGCGAGCCGUUCAUUGUGAUGCAGAUUCAUAUUUGAGGAUGUCGUCAGUGGAGGAGACGUGCCUCCUGUGCGCGCCUCUCCACAGUCUUCUCCCCGGCCAGUAAAGGCACCUUCAAUGCCAAACGGACUGCAGUGCGCACUGGCUCCAGCUGCGCGCCUCGCCGCUGAGCGCGCGCGGUCCAGCUUUGGAAAGAUGGAGGGUUUUCGCUCGUGGUUAAGGAGGUCAGAACCGGUUUGUUUGUCGGGAUUUUACGUCAAGGAAAAAAUCAAAACUUUUGCGCAAAUUUGGAAACAGUGAGGAGAACCUGAAUGCAACGCGCGGCGGACUGAGGUUUAGUUUUGAAGCCUUCAAUCAUGGAUCCAGAAGAUCAAGUAAACAUCAGUCAUCUGGAAGAGUCUCACCUCUCUGCUCUGAACUGCUGCUCCACAACACUCCCUUUCAAUGACGAGAGUCUCCUGAGGCUGGAUGACAGCACAAAACUGGUUGGAGUUCAGGUUGUUCUCAUCCUGGCUUACAGCACCAUCAUCCUGUUUGGAGUCACCGGAAACUCCUUGGUGGUUUACGUGGUCUACAAGUUUAGAAAUCUUCGAACCGUCACAAACUUCUUCAUCAUAAACCUGGCUGUGGCCGACCUGCUGGUUAACACUCUGUGUUUGCCCUUCACCCUCAUCUACACGCUCUACAACGAGUGGAUGUUUGGGCAGGUUUUGUGCUACUUGCUACCUUUUGCUCAAGGCAUGACGGUGCAGGUCUCCACCAUCACUCUGAACAUCAUCGCCCUCGACCGGCACAGAAGCAUCGUGCACCACAUGGAGACUAAGAUGUCCAAAGACAUGUGCGCCAUGGUUAUCGUCUUCUCCUGGGUGAUCAGCGCCUUGCUGGCAAGUCCUCUCGCCAUUUUCAGGGAGUACGGGUCAUUUGACCUUUCACCUGAGGAGUCCAUUCAGGUGUGCAUGGAGAAGUGGCCAGGAAGCAGCAUGAACGGACGGCUCUACAGCAUGUCAAUGCUGGUGGUGCAAGUCGCCAUACCUUUGGCCAUCAACUCUGUGGCAUACAUUCGCAUCUGGAGGAAGCUGAAGCAUCACAUGAAGUGCGGUCGCAACGACCACCAGCGCCGGAGGAAGACCACUAAGAUGAUGCUGACCAUGGUGGUGGUUUUUGCCGUUUGCUGGUUGCCUUUCCACGCCUUUCAGCUGGCCAUUGACAUUGACAACACCGUUCUGCACAUGAAGGACUUUAAGCUGGUCUUCACUGUUUUCCACAUCUUGGCGAUGUGCUCCACAUGCGUCAAUCCCAUCCUGUACGGAUGGAUGAACAACAACUACAGGACGGCUUUUUUGACUGUGUGCAAAUGUUGUGGCUCCCUUGCUGGGAACUCCACAAGCAGAGAGGCACAAAAAGACAGGGUUUGUACUGAUGACAAAUCGACAAAUGUCUAAGAGAGUGUUUGUUCAUAAUUGAUUGCUGCUUAUUUUUGGAUUUUGACCUUCAAAAAUGGCAGAAAAUGAUAAUAAUUUAAAAUCUGACAAAUGUUUUUACAUUUUAAGCAGCUAAAUAAACAAUACAUAGCAACACGUCCAGAGAACAAAGUAUUUCUCAGCAAACAGUCAAUCAUAGAAGAGCUAGAAUGAUGAAAAUAUGUAAUUAUUUGGCUAUUCAACUCAUCUUUUAACUCUAUCAUGUUCUGGCCUUUCCAUUGGGUUUAAUUGUUUUAGUUUUAUUUUUUGCUGCAGUUUUUCUUUUUGUGAACAAAAAAAAAAAAAAAUGAAUAAAAAGCUAAAGUAAGACCAAAAGUGCUUUUUUGUUCUCUCAUGCAGUGUACAGGAGCUCUGGCUAUAUCAUGGACAAAUUAUAACCAAGUUUAGCAAGUUAAACUCUGGUUCAAAGAUGACUUUUAUAGGCGACCAUUUAAUAUUCUUUUUUACCUCCUUGUUGCACACGAGACGAUCAAAUGAAUUACUUGACAGCAACUAUGACACUUCAUUUAUAUGCCGUGCAGCUCUGUUUCCAGAGGCCCCCGUCAUGGUUAAGUAUUAAAUGACUUGUGAUAGAACGUUUCAAUGAAAGAAUAACAGUAAUCCCCAUUUGGUCCUUAGGUGUCAGAGUUUGGCACAUUUAAUGAAUGCACCUUAAAAUUGAAAAAUAUAUAUUUAUAAUAUAUAUAAAUAUAUAAAAAAUACAUUGACAGAACCAACACAUUGACUUGUCUUUACCCCCAAAUUUCACUUAUUUGAAUGAAGUUAUAUUUUAGAUGUCCUUAAGCAAAUAAAGUAAUUAUUUUAUUCCUCAAUAUUAAUACUUCCC
Oryzias melastigma (Indian medaka) is the source of this 2412-nucleotide messenger RNA. RefSeq names its product neuropeptide Y receptor Y2 (gene npy2r). Bases 462 to 1547 code for a protein of 361 amino acids. Lineage: Eukaryota; Metazoa; Chordata; Actinopteri; Beloniformes; Adrianichthyidae. The transcript is spliced from 2 exons. Gene Ontology annotation, cellular component: membrane. Gene Ontology annotation, biological process: G protein-coupled receptor signaling pathway. Gene Ontology annotation, molecular function: neuropeptide Y receptor activity. The record is from RefSeq and is a predicted model, not a curated record.